CGGCGGGGAGGAGCACCGAGGGACCCGGGCCGGAGCGACCGGAGGAGAUGUAGCUGCCAGCAGGAUGCCUGCGAACCGCGUCUCCCGUGUGCUGCUGUGGGUGGGGGUCUGCGCGCUCUGGGAGGCGGUGUGGGCCAAGUCCGUGGCGGAUCAGGGCGCUUUCGAGGUUCAAAUUAAAGUCCAGGUGUUCGACAACAGCGAUCUGUCUCCGCUGGCGGACGCCCAGGUGGACGUUCACGGGAACCAGACCGUGCUGGCGUCCAGCCGGGCCGGCGGCGAUGGCGUGGUGAGAGUGAGCUUCUCAUACCGCGCCGGGACCUGGGUGAUCAUCACAGCGUCCAAACAGGACUACGUCACCAACUCGGUGCCCUGGCACUCCAGCCGCAUCCCGCUGUACGCCUCUGUCAGCCUGUAUCUGCUGGUCCAGAGGCCCGGAACUCUGAUUCUCUACGAUGACGUUCUCCAGGUGCUGUCGGGUUCUCCAGGAGCUCGUAACCAGCCGCUGGUGCAGCUGCAGAGGAAGUCCAUCCAGCUGCCGCCCAACUCCAACUACACGGCCCUGUCGGCGGCGCUGACCACGGCCCGCAGUCAGUACGAGAUCGGGGGCUUCCCGUUCCUGCUGGGCCAGGAGACCAACAGCUCAGGUGCAGAGACAGGAUGGACCGACCUGACGGCGCUGGCGGUGGUCAGCGUCCAGCUUCUCGACAGAGACGGCGGCCCGGUCCAGGUCUCGGACCCGAUCCACAUCUCGGUGCCGCUGCCGUCAGACACCCGGAACAGGGUGGCCACGAGCGUCCCCGCCUGGCUGUAUCAGCCCAGGACGGGACUUUGGGUUCGCAGCGGGACGGGAUACAUCAAGAAGGACGGUUCUCAGUUUGUGUGGAACGUGGUGGUUCCUCAGAUGGGGUACUGGCUGGCUGCCUUUCCGUCCUCUUCAGGUUUCGGUCUCUCUCAUCCAGGCCUGAGGGACAUCACCACCUACCACACCCUGUUCCUGCUCUCCAUCCUGGGCUCGCUGGCCCUGCUGGUGCUCAUCCUGCUCUGCGUGCUGCUCUACUACUGCAGGCGGAAGUGUCUGAAACCUCGUCGACAGCAAGGCAAACCCCACAUGUCCAAUCUGAACGGCGCCAAAAGAGACCAGGGCACGUCCACUUCACGCCUCAACCUCAUCUGCGGAGGCCACGUGGAAUCUGGACCCUCCAACGACAAAUCUGAAAUGUCCCCUUCGCGAGAUUACCAGAAUUCGAAGGAGGACUUAACCAAGCACGUUCCUGCUCACAUGCUGCGACACUCGAAGGGGAAAAAUGCUUCGGGCUCUCAAAGAGGCGAAAGUUUUCCCAUGAAGGUUACGAGAGCCACGGAAACCAACAAUCUGGACAACCCACUGCUGCAUGACGACUACAGCCGGAGCUACAGCCCCAAAGACGGAAAGGAGUCCGACUACCACAGGCACCACAACGCCAACGACAAUCGAGGGUACUCCUCCGACCCCCCGUCCCCCCCUCGUUUCCAGGGCUACGUGCCCAACCAGUCCGACAAACCUCCGGAGUACUCUGCGGCGGCGGCCGACAGCCUGGCGCGACCCACCUCCCUGAACACCCAGCCGGGACAGAUCAUCUUCUGCAGCUCCAUCGACCAGAUGAAGGAGAACAUGUACCGGAGCAUGGUGCCAACCCUGGUCAUCCCCGCCCACUACAUGCGCCUGCCGUCGGAGUUCUCCGGGAAAGACGGCAAAGACCCCAAGGAGCAAGACAAGGACGGCGCUCAGAUGGGAGGAGGCUCGCAGCACCAUCACCACCACUCCCAGAAGCAAGGUCAGCAGCAGCAGCAGCAGCAAGGCGGUUCCCAGGGCGAUGACUCCGAGGAGCCCAGCUGGGCGUCGGACUCCUCCGGCGGGCCGGUCACCAUCCCGGUGCUCUUCAACGACUCCACCAUGGCCCAGAUGAACGGAGAGCUGCAGGCUCUGACCGAGAAGAAGCUUCUGGAGCUGGGCGUUAAACAGCACCCGCGGGCCUGGUUCAUCUCCCUGGACGGACGCGCCAACGCCCACGUGCGACACUCCUACAUCGACGUUGGGAACGACCUGAGUGGCGGUGGCGGAGGAGGAUUUGGAGGAUUUGGAGUCGGUUCCAGUAGCAUUCCGCGGGAUGUCAACCUCGAGCCACCCCUGGAAGCACAAGAGCGGAAAUCAGGUGUCAGCCGGAAGGGAAAAGACGAGCGCUGGGGUACGGGAGGGCGGAAGAGCCACGGGGUCGGCAACAGCGGCGGGAAGAGUUACUCCAAGCUGGCCUACCCGGACCACAGCGAGCCCAGCAGCAGCGAGGGACGCCCGGUCUCGCCGGAGGAGAACUCCCUCACUCCGCUGCUGGACGAAGGCCCGUCCUCUCGAGGAUCCACCAUCCCGAGGAGGGGACGCAGUCGAGUGAACAGCAGCCGCAGCAGCAACAGCGAGAACCGCCGCGACUCCAUGACCAGUCCCGAGGACGACCCCGACGACAAAGACGAGAACAAGAAGAGUCCGUGGCAGAAGAUCGAAGACAGGCCGCUCAUGGUCUUCCACCCCAGGAAGUGAUCUUUGCGAAUUUACACUGGACCUUUUAACCACCCUUUCCGAAGGGAGAGUGUCCUUCACCGACAGAGACCGCACGAAGCACAACCACUGCUCCACCGCGCCGUUUCAAGGUUGUUGUUUGAUCAGAUCUUCUCACCGUCUCACCGUUGGUCGGUUCUGCUCGGUUGAUCUAUUGUAGACCUAAAACUUGUCCACUUUCUUGUGAAUCCCAUCACCUGUUACGUCACUGAACCAUCGUCUGAGCCAUUGCAUAUACUGACUGUGGAAAUAGCCAUUUUAUAGAGCAAAGUAUAAGAAUAGAGCACUUACUAGCAAUUUGAUAACCGAUCGGUUGAUACGUCAGUAUUUGGAAGUAGGUUCCAUUUUUUUAAAGAGUUCGAUGGGAUUGAUUGUGCACAAAGUCUCUCACUGAUGGUAGCAGAUGUUGAGCUUGUGCUUUCUUGUCUGCUUCCCUGUUAUUAUCUUGACAGGAAGCAGUUUCCCAAAGCCUGAACGUGUGGGGAUUGUACCAGUUCUACUGUUUUUUUCUUCUCGUGCCCCUGUGAGUGGAUGACGCAAAGACCAUUAAGUCCAACUUGUAUUUUGCUCCUUCAGGGAUGUACUUGAUUUCCUACCUGUACCGUGUUCUAUGUGUUGUAAUGACUUAUUCCAGUAGUAAUGAUUUGAGAUCCAUUUCAUCCUUUAUGUCGUCGACUUCUUGCGGUGGUCACCUGAACAAUUCUGCCAAAAGUUUUUUGCAUAUCUGCCUUUCUCCUCUUGUUGAGAUGUUUUUGGCCAGCAGAGACUUCUUUGCGAUUAUCGUUGUGUAAAUAGAUCCCAGGCAUUUGGAAUAGAAAGGUUGCAUGCAUAUGAAUGUAUGAACUGACCAGACAGGCACCUCCCCCCACAGCUGGGCGACCACUCGACCCCCCAGUGGCCCAGAGAAAAAGGGUGAGUCUGAACAGAAACACCACUGUACUUGAAGACUUAAAGGACCUUCCGCUUAUCUCCCAACUCAGAAUUCAGAGUUGUUCUUGGGAUUAGGGAUUUUUAAAAGCCCUGCCCCCUUUCUAAUUUGGAGCAAGAACAUCAAAGACUUGUUACUAAAAUCAAUGUUUUAUUCUUUUUAUGUAGAAUUUAGGAGUAUUUUAAUAACUUCCUACAUACAGCUGUGGGUAUGAAGCGGUCUGUUAGAAGAUUAACAGAUAUUAGAAUUGAUUAUUUCAAGUUCUAAACUGGGAAUUCCCAACUCAGUUUAGGAUUCCAGUUGAUCACAACAUUGAAAAUCUGAAACAGACGCUUGUAGCUUUGAACCCACACUGCUUAAAAUAACAUGUUUCAAUGUCUGCAGCCCCUAAAGGGGUAGUUUCAGCCUCAAUUUCCAUCCCGAAUCCCCCCAAAACGACUGGGAAUUCCCGAGUUCCGAGAUAACUGGAACGCACCACCACCCACCUGAUAUCCUCCCGAGAUCACCAGGGCCUGCACCACUUCUCUCCUGCAAGUGCCUUCUUUCACACUUAGGACGGAGCGAUCGGCUCGCCGGUCGCUCUCGGAGCCGAAGUCCGCUGUCCAGACCGGCAGGCACUGAUAAGCACACUGCAUCGUGGGUAACAGCAACACGCGUCACUCUGGGGAGCAUGCCUGACUAAUAUCACUACUUUCCUUGCGGCUCUUUCGUCCUUGGAUUUUCUCCAUUUCUUCUAUCUAUCCUCUUUUUCACCAAACUUGUAAAUGCUACAAUGAAUUAUAUGAGAUUUUAUGUGUAUACGAUGUGCAUGUGACAUGUAGAUUAGGGUGUUUUUAAUGAGAACCUUUUUGCUUUUUGGGUUUUUUUUGUUUGUUUUUUUUUGGAAUUGAUAAUGACAAUGUCCUUUUGGCACAAAAUGUGACUCACACUUGCAUCAGACUUGUGCUGCCAAACGAACUUGGGUGAUACAAAGAUACAUGGACUUUUUUUUCCCACAAUCCAGCUGUAAGAAAAAAAUUCACUUCCGGUCGUAAAUGUUUACAAUGACGACAUUCUGACCAACACGCUCCCCGCCGCCAUGAGCAUCGCCACUGCCUACCGACACAUCAGCAGCUCUCCGCUGGGAGCGCUGUCACCGCCUGAUCCGGAGCGCCGCCGAGACGCCGUUAGCAUGGCCCUGAUUGGGGUUGGGGUUAGGCUGAUAUGACUGUUUAAUCAAUACUACUGAUUGGUGUUUGAAAUGAGAAAACGUGCCCUGCUGUAACCAGAAGUUUGUGACGUUCUCAUGUUGUGAUGAUUUUAUGUAGAAAGACACAUUUUCUUGAUGCAGUUGGCACUUUAGUAAGGAGUCUGUUUGGUAUCUAUAGUCACAGUGAGGGUUGAAAAGGGUUUUACUGCCGAUCAGGAAAAUGUGUCAUUGAUUCUGAAACAAAGACGAAAACGCACCAAGACUGAUGACGAUUCCAGUCCUAUACUGAAAUAUUAACACUGAGCUAAUGUUUAGCUAAUGCUAAGUUAUAAAAAUGAACUUUAAAGGGCACAUCUGCAAAAGUGGUAAAAGAAAUAUAAUGAAAUGGUGAUGAAAACGUUUGGAAGUCAGGGAGUACAGACAUUCUUAAUGUGAAAGUUGACUCUGUUUUUCUGAAGAAUGAAGACCGAUCGAUCCAGUGGUGACAGACUCACAGCUGAGAGAACUUCAAGCCGUUUUGUUGUAUAAAAGUCGCUCGGUCACCGUUCACCUGCUGACCAUGAAACUCGAGUCCGUCGCCUCCAGGAGAGCCGGUCGGCCGUGAAACGGUCCCAAACCGCCUGUUGUGAAUUCCUCGUGGCUUUCCCGCUUUGUUUCCGCUCCUCUUUCUUCUGGGUAGAUUUUGUGAACUCGUGUUUUCGGGACCGUUCGGGGCCGACGGCUCUCUGGGAGGACACUUUGAAGACUUCAUCCCACGCCAGUCAGACAUCCACUUCAUCAACCCGCUCAGUCGGUUGGAAACUGUAAAUGGGUUUUUUCUGUACAUGAGACGAAAUAGAAAUAAAUCUGUUCCCACGUUC
Salarias fasciatus (jewelled blenny) is the source of this 5567-nucleotide messenger RNA. RefSeq names its product family with sequence similarity 171 member A2b (gene fam171a2b). The transcript has 8 exons. Bases 65 to 2572 code for a protein of 835 amino acids. NCBI's taxonomy places the organism in Eukaryota, Metazoa, Chordata, Actinopteri, Blenniiformes, Blenniidae. The record is from RefSeq and is a predicted model, not a curated record.